This is a messenger RNA of Dama dama (fallow deer), 1898 nucleotides long. Its product is annotated as bromodomain-containing protein 8-like. The transcript is spliced from 8 exons. Gene Ontology annotation, cellular component: NuA4 histone acetyltransferase complex. NCBI's taxonomy places the organism in Eukaryota, Metazoa, Chordata, Mammalia, Artiodactyla, Cervidae. The record is from RefSeq and is a predicted model, not a curated record. Gene Ontology annotation, molecular function: protein binding. The coding region runs from base 178 to 1299 and encodes 373 amino acids.
GUUUGACAUAGGGCUUUUUCUUUAUUCCCGAUAACAGAUCACUUUUUCUCCUGAUGUCUCCCUUCAGCUAGAUAUUACUCUUCCUAAUGAUGAGUAGAAAAACUUUUCUGACCCGUUACCUUUCUACCAAAGUUGGGAGAUGGAAAUGCCAUAGAAAUACUGAUUUGAGUGUAUUUAAUGCAUUUUUUUUUUCUGUGUAUUUAUUUACAGAUGGGGCAUGACUGGGGUUGGUUGGAUUCUGAACAAGACUAUCCCAAUGACUCUGAGUUGAGCAAUGACUGCAGGUCCCUCUUCAGCUCAUGGGACUCCAGUUUUGAUCUUGAUGUGGGCAGCUGGAGGGAACCUGAGGAGCCAGGGGAUGAGGAACUAGAGGAAAGCAGCCCAGGGAGAGAAGCUAGUGAGCUGCUUGUGAGGGACGGAGGCAGUGAGGAAUCUCAGGAAGAGGCAGAGCAAGUCAGCCGCCAGAACCUCCUCUUUCUCUCUGAGGUAGCUUAUUUAAUGGAGCCGUUGUGCAUUAGCAGCAAAGAAUCAAGUGAAGGCUGUUGCCCUUCAUCUGGUACCAGACAAGAGGCAAGGGAAAUUGAAGCUACUGAAGGAGAGGGGGAGCCCUACAGAGAACCUGAAGAACUUUCAGCCAAGGAAGACCCCUUAGUCGCUGAGAAGUCAUCACUGGGAGAAAAUGGAAGGACAGAGGUGACUCGACCUCCCUCAGAUAUUUCGGCACUUCAGGAACAAUCCAUAGAGAGUGAAGAGCGGGGAGUUCAGCAAGAAUCCAAAGAGGAGGACCAGGGUGAAGGGUAUGUAUCAGAAAUGGAGGACCAGCGUUCUUCAGGUGAGUGUGAUGAUGGCUGCAGCAUCCAGGAGACUCCUCUGGUGGAUAUCCUUUUCAGUCGUGCUGCCUCCUCAAAGCUGUCUGAUCGAUGCCAUGGUGAUCCUGUUCAGGAUCACUUGCUAUUUAAGAAGACUCUCCUGCCAGUCUGGAAGAUGAUAGCCAGUCACAGGUUCAGCAGUCCGUUUCUGAAGCCUGUGUCAGAAAGGCAGGCCCCAGGAUACAAGGAUGUGGUGAAAAGACCCAUGGACUUAACUAGCCUGAAAAGGAAUCUGUCCAAGGGACGGAUUCGCACCAUGGCUCAGUUCCAGCGGGACCUGAUGCUGAUGUUCCAAAAUGCUGUGAUGUACAAUGACUCUGAUCAUCAUGUGUACCAUAUGGCUGUGGAGAUGCAGCGAGAAGUCUUGGAGCAGAUUCAGGUGCUGAGUAUUUGGUUAGACAAAAGAAGAGACUUAAAUAGUCUGGAAUGAAAACUAACCAACCCUGUGGAUGAUGGAAAACCUGUUUUGCUAACUUGGAGCUGCUUCCCUGAACUUUUCUGGAUUUUGGACCUUUCACUGAGACUCUGACUUACUGAAGAUCCCAAUACUUGUUUACCAUUUCUCUGUUGUCUUUUCUAAUAAGAAUUACACCUUAACUUACAACCAAAGAGUUUAAGGUGCUUGUGGACAUGAUAUAAAGAAAACACAGAAAACAGAUUUGGGGUUAUGCCAUAUAUGUUGCCCACAUCUUUGUUCCGUAAGGUUAAUUUAGAGCUGAAAAGCCAGAAUGGAGCUAUCAAUGCCCCCACCUCAGAUCUACGUAGAAAAGACUCUGGCUAUUAUCAAACCAGAUAUUGUUGACAAAGAGGAGGAGAUACAAGAUAUUAUUCUCAGAUCUGGAUUCACCAUUGUUCAGGUAACUUCUGGGCAGUAUGAUCAUGCUUUUUUCCUCUCUACUGUGUUAGAUUUUUCUGCCUUAGCUUUUAGCUAAAAUGGUAUUAAAAACUCACUUUAUCUUAAGUAAAAGAUAUGUUUGAAAGCUCUUCUUACUCAUAGAGUUAUAUCCCUAAAGUUGUUUUUUAGAAUAC